UUGAGCCAUCCCAAACUGAGUGGGAAUCCUGCCACUCGCUCGUGUACUGUCCCCUGGGUUACCUGGCACUGGCAUAAGAGUGUAAUGAUCACAGCUUCCCGACAGGACUUCAGCUCAGGACCUGCAGCACCAAAGCACAGGCCCCAAAGUACAGGCCCAGAUAAAGGAGUAACUCCCUCCUAGGGCAGCAGUAGUAGGCAUUUAUCCUUCACAUGCACUGACAAUUAGUGGGGAACAGACACUCCCUUCACAAGCACAUUCAUCCCCCAUGCGUGGCUGGGGGCACAGGCCUGAGAUCGGCUGCUUCAGGUGCACAUAGGCCAGGGGAGCCGAAGCUUGGCUGGAAAUCUGCCCUCCAAAUGUGGAGUCCUGUCUGACUCUCCCAGUGGGAUAGACUGUGUGCAGUGGGCUUUCUGGGGAGAGCAAAGACAGGUGGGGCCCUGUUGCCAAGAGGAGUUUGUAGUAGGUCCCCUGCGGGUACAAGUGAGUGGGUGAGCUGUAAUACCAGGGGCUGCUAUGACCUGGGGGGGGGGUGUCACACGCCAGGGCAUUGGUUCAUCACCUGGCUGGGUAACUCCACUUGCUCUGGUUUCUCCUCUGCUCUGCACGCAGACUCUGAAAACCAUGGAUGAGAUGCUGAAGGCCUUGGUGUGCGAGGAUCAGGAGCCCAACCUUCUGGUGCUGCAAAUCAUCUUGAAGGUCCUGCUCCCCUGGACCACAUCCAAGGAGGUACAUGAGCGGCUGAGGGCAGUGGGAAGGAUCAGGUGGCUGAUGGAAUUCAUGGGGUCUCAGUGCAAAUUCCAGGAAGUGGAGGAGUUCAGAGUCCUGGGCCAGCUGGUGGGGUGUCUCACUCUGUGCUGUGUGGAGCAGGAGCAGGAGAUCUGGCAAUCGGCUGUGGAGGGACUUCACCACCUCUUCUCCUUCAUGCAGCUGCUAAAAUGUAAGAGCACUGGAGACCCUUGUCCUUCCUAAAUACACUGACAUGGGGUUUCCAACACGAAAAACAUAUUUAUUGAACACUUCCACCUUUUCUGCAACCUUUUAAACAGUCUCCAUCUAGUAAUGAGCCUACACCACUGCUACGAUUUCUUUUGUUCCUAAUACACUUUUUUUAAAGAAACCCUCCUUAGUCCUGCAAGCCAUGGAGUUUCCCCCGAUGUCUUUAGCUUCCUCUAUCCGUAUUCUACUCUUCAUAACUCACAUAAGAAUGGACAUACUGAGUCAGACCAAUGGUUCAUCUAGCCCAAUAUUGUGUCUUCAGAUAGUGGCCAGUGCUUCAUGUUUCAGAGGGAAUGAACUGAACAGGGAAAUUCUGAGUGAUCCAUCCCCUGACAUGCAGUCCCAGCUUCUGGUAGUCAGAGGUUUAGGGACAUGCAGAGUAUGGGGUUACAUGCCCUGAUUAUCUUGAAUCCAAUUAUACUUUUAGCCUUCACAACAUCCCACGGCAACAAUUUCCACAGGUUGCCUGUGCAUUGUGUGCACAGAUACCUUCUUUUGUUUGUUUUUAACUUGCUUCCUAUUCAUUUCAUAAAGUGACCCCUAGUUCUCCUGUUAUGUGCAGGAGUAAAUAACACUUCCCUAGUCACUUUCUUCAUACCAGUCAUGAUUUUAUAGACUUCUAUCAUAUCCCCCCUUAGUCAUCUCUUGUCUAAACGAAAUAGUCCCAGGUCUCUACUACAGACCUAUAUUGUUAUAACUAUAUUGCUCAGGGGUGUGAAAAAUCCACACCCCUGUCGGCAGGAGCACCUCUC
Mauremys mutica (yellowpond turtle) is the source of this 1751-nucleotide messenger RNA. RefSeq names its product maestro heat-like repeat family member 5. The coding region runs from base 517 to 972 and encodes 151 amino acids. Gene Ontology annotation, cellular component: cytoplasm. The record is from RefSeq and is a predicted model, not a curated record. The transcript has 3 exons. Lineage: Eukaryota; Metazoa; Chordata; Testudines; Geoemydidae.